Messenger RNA from Salvelinus sp. IW2-2015, 497 nucleotides. Lineage: Eukaryota; Metazoa; Chordata; Actinopteri; Salmoniformes; Salmonidae. The record is from RefSeq and is a predicted model, not a curated record.
AUGAAUAACGUUCUAGAACCGGGGAUGGGACACAGCCACAGCCGCCAUCAACACACAGGAGGCAGAGCGAACAAAGCUGCUGUUGCCUACGUGGAGGCUUCCAAAGCUCGUAUCGGCCAGUAUGAGAAGGAGCUGGAGAAGUUCCAGAACAUGAUUCCCUUCGACCAGAUGACCAUCGAUGAUCUGAACGACACGUUCCCUGAGACCAAGUUGGACAAGGAGAAGCACCCGUACUGGCCCCACAAGCCCAUCGCUGAGCUGUAAACUGGCCCCACAAGCCCAUCGCUGAGCUGUAAACUGGCCCCCAGCGCUGUCUAGAUAAUAUUCGACUUUCCUCUGAUGAAAGGUUGUAUAGUGUCCUAUGUAUAAAGUCAAGUCCUGUUUCAUCUACAAAGACAGUUUGUGAAAUAACUGCUUAUUGUUAUUGAGCAACUGAGUAACAACUGAGUAAGGUCAUCUGGUCCUUUGAAUGGAAAUAAACAUUUAUGGAAAUUGAA